This is a messenger RNA of Antrostomus carolinensis (chuck-will's-widow), 1251 nucleotides long. RefSeq names its product immunoglobulin superfamily containing leucine rich repeat (gene ISLR). Lineage: Eukaryota; Metazoa; Chordata; Aves; Caprimulgiformes; Caprimulgidae. The coding region runs from base 1 to 1251 and encodes 416 amino acids. Gene Ontology annotation, molecular function: protein binding. The transcript has a single exon. The record is from RefSeq and is a predicted model, not a curated record.
AUGAGGCCCCUGCUCUGCUGCUUGGGGCUGGUCAUGCUCCUGGGGCCCUGCCUGGCCUGUCCCAGUGCCUGCUCCUGUUCCAUCAAGAAGAAUGGGCGGCUGUUGGCUGAGUGUGCCUACAAGGAUCUCCAGGAGGUACCUGAGGGGCUGUCCUCCAACGUGACCAUCCUCACCUUGUCAGCCAACAGGAUCGGUUUGUUGGGGCAAGGCUCUUUCAUCGAGGUUCCCGAAGUGCAGUCACUGUGGUUGGGCUACAACCAAAUUGGGGUGGUGGAGCAGGGGGCUUUUGCCUUGUUGGUGCACCUGAAGAACCUGGACCUGAGCCACAACAAGAUUGCAGAUUUUCCCUGGCAGGAUCUCCGCAACCUCAGCAGCUUGCAGAUCCUGAAGAUGAACAACAACCGACUGUCCGGGUUGCCACGAGAUGCUUUCCGCUCCCUGAAGGACCUGCGCUCCCUCUGGCUCAAUGACAAUGAGUUGACCACCCUGGCUGAGGGUACCUUUGACAACCUGCCCUCCCUGUCCCAGUUGCAGAUCUUCAACAACCCCUUCAACUGCUCCUGUAAGGUCUUCUGGCUGAAGAAGUGGACUGAGAACACCUCUGUCUCUAUCACCAAGGGUGGGUCUACCUUGUGCGUGGCUCCCGGCAGGCUGAAAGGCAGGGCAGUGAUGGACAUCCCUGACCACCACUGCAUUGCCCCCUCCGUGCAGCUCACCUACCUCUCCAACCUAGACAACACCGUAACAUAUGAUGGCCUCACCCUGACACUGCACUGCAGUGUGGCGGGCAACCCUCCACCAGAGAUCAGAUGGAAGAUCCAGACCUCCAGCCGCCGUGUCGAGAUCAACGGGCCAAAUGUGGCACGGGAUGGAAAUGUCAAGCAGAGCCAAGAGCGCUUCUUGGUCUUCAAGAAUGGCACCAUGGCCAUCCCCAACUUCGGCAAGGAGGAUGAAGGCACCUACACCUGCCUCGCUGUCAACGAUGUGGGCACACGGGAUGUCUCAGUCAAUGUCGCGUUGGCUGGGUCAAAGAAUCCAGCUGAAGACCUGCUUCAAGAUGACCCCCAGGCCAGCCACCUCGGGGGUCAGAACUGCUACAAGGGGGAUGAAAUGGAUUUCUCCAGUGCUGGAGAAAAGCUGGUGAUCGUUUACCACAUACCAAGGGAGUCAAAGAGCGGUGCUGGAGGAGUGGUGCCCCAGGGCCACCUGGGGACCUUCCUGCUGGCUUUGGGCAUUGUGCUCUGCUGGUAA